Messenger RNA from Marmota flaviventris (yellow-bellied marmot), 2477 nucleotides. RefSeq names its product solute carrier family 11 member 2 (gene Slc11a2). Gene Ontology annotation, biological process: iron ion transmembrane transport; manganese ion transport. Gene Ontology annotation, molecular function: cadmium ion transmembrane transporter activity; cadmium ion binding; manganese ion transmembrane transporter activity. Gene Ontology annotation, cellular component: lysosomal membrane; endosome membrane; plasma membrane. The record is from RefSeq and is a predicted model, not a curated record. Lineage: Eukaryota; Metazoa; Chordata; Mammalia; Rodentia; Sciuridae.
UGGCUCCCGGGAUAUGGAGCCGCCGGUGCUGGGGCGGCGUGUCAGGUGGUGGAAGAACGGAAUCCUAUUCUAAGAACACGGGUACUCAGGUAUCCACCAUGGUACUGGGUCCUGAACAGACGAUGCCAGAUGACAGUGCUUCUGGAGACCAUGGGGACUCUGCCAGUCUUGGUGCCAUCAAUGCUGCCUAUAGUAACUCCUCACUUCCACAGUCCACUGGGCAGUCGGAGGAGCCAUUCACCACCUACUUUGAUGAGAAGAUUGCCAUUCCUGAGGAGGAGUAUUCUUGUUUUAGCUUUCGUAAACUCUGGGCAUUCACGGGACCUGGCUUUCUUAUGAGCAUUGCCUAUCUGGAUCCAGGAAAUAUUGAAUCCGAUUUGCAGUCUGGAGCAGUGGCUGGAUUUAAGCUGCUCUGGGUUCUUCUGUUGGCCACCAUAGUGGGUCUGCUGCUUCAGCGCCUUGCAGCUAGACUGGGAGUGGUAACUGGGCUACAUCUUGCUGAAGUGUGUCACCGUCAGUAUCCCAAGGUCCCACGGAUCAUCCUGUGGCUGAUGGUGGAGUUGGCAAUCAUUGGCUCAGAUAUGCAAGAAGUCAUUGGCUCAGCCAUUGCCAUCAAUCUCCUGUCUGUGGGAAGGGUUCCCCUGUGGGGUGGAGUUCUCAUCACCAUCGCAGAUACUUUUGUUUUUCUCUUUUUGGACAAAUAUGGCUUGCGGAAGCUAGAAGCAUUUUUUGGCUUUCUCAUCACAGUUAUGGCCCUCACAUUUGGAUAUGAGUAUAUUACAGUGAAACCCAGCCAGAGCCAGGUUCUCAAGGGCAUGUUCGUGCCAUCUUGUUCUGGCUGUAAGACCCCGCAGAUUGAACAGGCUGUGGGCAUCGUGGGAGCUGUCAUUAUGCCACACAACAUGUACCUACAUUCUGCCUUAGUCAAGUCUAGACAGGUAAACCGGGCCAAUAAGCAGGAAGUCCGAGAAGCCAACAAGUACUUUUUCAUUGAAUCCUGCAUUGCCCUCUUUGUUUCCUUCAUCAUCAACGUCUUUGUCGUCUCAGUCUUUGCUGAAGCAUUUUUUGGGAAAACCAAUGAGCAGGUGGUUGAUGUGUGUAAAAAUAGCAGCAGUCCCCAUGCUGGCCUUUUCCCUGAAGAUAAUUCAACUCUGGCUGUGGAUAUCUACAAAGGGGGUGUUGUGCUGGGAUGUUACUUCGGGCCUGCUGCACUCUACAUCUGGGCAGUGGGGAUCUUGGCUGCUGGACAGAGCUCCACCAUGACAGGAACCUAUUCUGGUCAGUUUGUCAUGGAGGGAUUCCUAAACCUAAAAUGGUCACGUUUUGCUCGAGUGAUUCUGACACGCUCUAUUGCUAUCAUCCCCACUCUGCUUGUUGCUGUCUUCCAAGAUGUAGAGCAUCUAACAGGGAUGAAUGACUUCCUGAAUGUUCUGCAGAGCUUACAGCUUCCUUUUGCUCUCAUACCCAUUCUCACAUUCACAAGCUUGCGGCCAGUAAUGAAUGACUUUUCCAAUGGAAUAGGCUGGAGGAUUGCUGGUGGGAUCUUGGUCCUUAUUGUGUCUUCUAUCAACAUGUACUUUGUAGUGGUUUAUGUCCAGGAACUAGGGCACAUUGUGUUGUAUGUCGUGGCGGCUGUGAUCAGUGUGGCUUAUCUGGGGUUUGUGUUCUACUUGGGUUGGCAAUGUUUGAUUGCACUGGGCAUGUCCUUCCUGGACUGUGGUCACACGUACCACCUGGGAUUGACAGCUCAGCCUGAACUCUACCUUCUAAACACCGUGGAUGCUGACUCCCUUAUGUCAAGAUGACUAACAGCCUGAGAGACUGUAUAAGAACCAUUUUCUCUAAGCCCUAUUGUGCCAGCUGUCUUAACAUACCUCUGUUAGUUUGGAGGUGAGUUUUGUUCAUUUGAACAAAGGCAAAGAUUUCCUCAUGGGAAUGGGAUUAAAAACUGACAACUAUAAAUUUAGGUCAUCGACCCACCCACCUCACAACAAACAAUAGCCAGAGUUAAAUGAUUACCUGUGCUGGCCACAUACCCCUAUGGGGUGUGUCUUGACUUCUGGGAUUUAAAAAAUAUAUAUCUAUAUAUAUUUAUGUAAACCUGAACAUCAGUUUGGGUAAGAUUUUAAUGUUAUAUAAAACUAAUAGAUAUUUUGUAUUUUUUUAAAAAAAAAACGUUCUUCAGGUAAAUUACAUCUUCAGAUCACAAGUGAGAAGGGAAAGGAAAUGUUCUUUUUCUCACAAUGAACUGAUCCAAUUGACUGUCUUAUAAAGUGAUACUUUACUAUGCCAGUUACAUUUUACUUUGAUUGUAAUCAGCCACAUCACAUACUUGGUAUCUACUAAUAUUAACCAUCAUUUCUAAAGAAAUCAUUUCUUCUAUUUGGUGAUCUUAUUUAACCCUGGUUACCUGCAUACUUUGUAAUUAGUAUUGUCUUUGUUAUCAUUUUUCUUGAAAUUUUUUAUAGUUAUCAAAC